AGCAAUUGCCAGGCUCGACUGCGUGGCUCUCAGUGACAUCCAAACAAAGUGGUCUGAGAUGUGUGUUGUACUCCGGGGAACAGCGUGGUCAGACUUCACGGACUGAAAGAUUCCUGCCGGCUAAAUAAACAUCCUGCAUGUAUUUUGUUCAUACAAGCCAAACACAAGAUGUCCGUGGAGUAAAACUUCCAGCUGGCAGCGCAGCUCGUUUUCGGAGAUACUUUCUCUCGCCACUUCGUCUUGUUUAGGGAUUCAUUUUUCAGUCAUCCGACCCGGACUAACCCCUUGGAUUUGACUGGGGGACCCCCGGGUCUGGCCUGGGCGUGCGCGCAACACGGAGACGGUUCGAGCGCGUUUUUACAGUCCUUAUUUGACGGACGCACGACAGCUGCGGCGGCUGACCCCUACCUCCCUGCUCAACACUGCCAAAACACAGACACUCUCAGACUCUUGUGUAUAAUCCUUCAUCUAAAAGCCACUGACCCCUGCAAGAGGACAGGGGUUCAAGUCGCGCCGUUUUCCCGGUUUGUUUGGACAGUGUCAUGGUGUCAUCAGUUCACUGCGGACAGAAGGUUUAUUGUCCUCUGUCUGUCAGACGGUAAUGCAAACGGAGGUUGACGCUAUCAGCGGCUAAACUCCCAUAUGGAUAAAGGCAUGAACCUGCACCUUGAUGGGAUAUUUGCCGACAACACCACCUAUAAUUACGACGACUAUGAAUUCGUGGAUCAGACCAAAUCAGAGUGCAGUGGUCACUUGGAGGCAGUGUUCCUUCCACUUUUGUACUCUGUGGCGCUAGUGGUGGGUCUUCUGGGGAACGGGCUGCUCCUGGUGGUUCUGGCCCUCAGCAGACGGAGACAGAGCUGGAGCGUGACAGACACCCUCAUCCUCCAUCUGGCUGUGGCAGACAGCCUGCUGCUGUUCACUCUGCCCUUCUGGGCUGCCCAGGCCAUCCAGGGUCAGGGAUGGAGCUUUGGGAUUCCUUUCUGCAAGAUCUCUGGAGCCAUUUUCAAUAUCAACUUCUACUGUGGGAUCUUCCUGCUGGCCUCAAUCAGUCUGGACCGCUAUUUGUCCAUCAUCCACAAGAUUCAGAUAUAUAGCCAUAGGAAGUCGUGGUUGGUCCACAUCGGCUGCCUGUCAGUCUUCUCCCUGCUCCUCACCAUCCCUGACUUCAUCUCGUUGGAUGUUGUCAAAAAUGGCAACAAAGGGAAAAUGGUGUGUGUACAAGACUACCCGCUUGAAUCUCAGUCAGCACCUGGGUGGCGGCUGGGAUCACGCCUGCUCUACCACUUGGUGGGCUUCCUCCUGCCUUCAGCCGUCCUGCUCUUCUGCUAUUCCUGCAUCCUGCUGCAUCUACAGCGUGUCUCCCUGGGCCCACAGAGGCAGAGAGCCAUCAGGGUCAUCCUGGCGCUGGUGGUGGUCUUCUUCCUCUGCUGGACGCCAUACAACAUCACACUCAUGGUGGACACCUUCCAGAGGAAGAAAGCAACAAAGGAACCUGCUGAUGGUUUGUGCAGAACCUCCCUGGAGAACAGUCUAAUGGUCACCCAUGCUCUGGGCUGCUUCCAUGCCUGCCUGAACCCCCUUCUCUACCUCGGACUAUGUAGAAACUUCAGGAAACGGGUGCUGGACAUGCUGAGGUGUUUGAAAGGGACACUGGCUGAUUCUAAGAGCUCCCUGUGGGAAUUGGGCGUGGUGGAGGAAGCCUUGCCCGGCCAGGCUCAUGAGAAGGUAGUUUUUAAUCAAGUGAAAACCGUAGAGAAUGCAGCCCAACCAGAGCAGAUGAGUGGAAACAAAACACCCACCGGUGAUUCAUAAGUGACAUGACUGACAUUCUGUCCCUGAGGGGAAGUUAAUGUGACUGUCCGGUCAUGGGGUGAAGAGGUGGAGGACCACAUUCAGUAUAAUGACGAGAUAUAUACGUUAAAAAAAGAGAGGGAUUCCCACAAACUGCACUUUAAGCUUUAAGGUUUUAGAGCCACAUCAUGGUGACUUGGACUGAUUGUGGUUAUAGUUAGUAUUCAUCAUUGUAGCAAUGCUUUCUUUGACUAGUCACCCUCAAUCAUCAUUGUUUAUACUGUUUUUUGAAUUGUUAUUAUUACUAUUAUUAGUGGUGGUAGUAGUAGUAACAUUGAAAUAUAAGCUUGCCCUCCUGUCAGUGUUGUAAUUUUGCAUUAAUAUAAUUUAUGACUUUAUUACUGAUCAUGGCUGGGUGUAUUAACAAUUUCACUUUUCAUUCCACUUGUUUCGCAGCAUUGUGUAACACUGUGCAUGUUGUCUGAUUUAGAUCACAUGGGAAAAUCCCAUGAGUACGCAGUCUGUAGGUGUCAAGUGUGUCAUGUGCAACAGAUGGAGUAGGUUUUUUUUUUUUUUUCUGGCAAAUCCCAGACUCUUUUGUUAAAUUUUCCUGUUGCAACAUGAGGUUUUGCCCGCGGCAGGCAGGAUGACACAAACAGGUUGUGAUGUCAUCAGUCAGGUGACAGAGAGGGAGAGAGAAGCAGAGCGAGGCGGAGGGGAAAGGAAACAAGCUCUCUCUGUUGUGCUGUGCCCUUUUUCACAGCUCUCUGUUUACAGGAUACCCAUCUGAAGACUUCACUGUUUGUUUGGUGCACAGAGAACUGGGCCAUGCUUUGUGUUCAUGGGAAGUUGAGAGAGUAGGUGGUGGAGGAAAAAAAGGGAGGAGGUCUUUUGAGAAUAAGAAAUUCUCUUGAAGAUUACAGUGCGUGGUGUGUUUUUCAGGUUUGAUGUAUGAUUGUAUGCCAGGUGCAAAAUAAUCAUUUUAAUGGGAAUAAAUGUGACAUGAAGA
Molecule: messenger RNA, 2803 nt
Organism: Myripristis murdjan (pinecone soldierfish)
Lineage: Eukaryota; Metazoa; Chordata; Actinopteri; Holocentriformes; Holocentridae
Product: C-X-C chemokine receptor type 3-like
Exons: 3
Coding region: 643-1815 (390 amino acids)
Biological process (GO): G protein-coupled receptor signaling pathway; calcium-mediated signaling; positive regulation of cytosolic calcium ion concentration
Cellular component (GO): external side of plasma membrane; membrane
Molecular function (GO): C-C chemokine receptor activity; C-C chemokine binding
Source: RefSeq, a predicted model, not a curated record